CUCGGGUCUCACGGAACUGAGCGAGAUCUCGCCAUCCAUCCACACUCUGAACCUCAAGGCUGUCUACAGCACCAACCUAAUCAUACUGGGCAAAUCCGAAGCAUCACUUCCACCAUGUCCCUCAACCUAGAAAAGCAACUCACCUUUUAUGGUGCUUACCACUCUAAUCACGUUAAUGUAGUCAUCCACAUGAUAUGUGUGCCUUUAAUCCUCUUCUCGGCCUUUGAAAUUGCCUCCAACUAUGGACCGUUCUUCACACUCCCCUCCUGGCUCCAGGUACCCUACCUAGAGCCAAACCUGGGCACCUUUGCAGCUCUGACAUGGGGCGGACUAUACGUUCUCCUCGAGCCGGUCGCCGGCACCGCAUUGGCGCUCAUCUGCCUCGGUGCUUGCGCAUUCACCAACUAUCUCCGCAUUGCCGACCCAGUCUUGACCACCAAGGUUGCCAUUGUCGUUCACAUUGUGAGCUGGCUGGCGCAGUUCCUCGGCCACGGCAAAUUUGAGGGCCGUGCCCCUGCCCUCCUGGACAACCUCUUCCAGGCCAUCUUCCUCGCUCCGCUGUUCGUCUGGCUUGAACUCUUGUUCAUGCUGGGUUACCGCCCGGAGCUCAAGACGCGUGUGGACAAGGCUGUGGCGGUUGAGAUUGCCAAGUUCCGGGAGAGCAGGAACGCGAAGAAGGCGCAAUAAGGGAAAUUCGGCAUCCUUUACCGUCCAGCUGCCAGAUCAGGAGAGUACCCCGAGGUGAAGAGUUGGAUUUAUGUCAGGGGCGGUUUCAGGGGUAGAGAGGUCAUGCAACGAUGUCAACAACAGGCAUGAGCAGCUGUGACUCGACUCUGAGGUUAAUGAUAUCGUGGACGAUGUUUGAGCGGGAUUUGAACUGGCCCGCGUCUUUAUCACGGUCUCGUAGCGCAAGACUUGCUUGUCAAACAUGUGAUUCAAUGAUUGAGAUGGGGAAUCGCUGCUGAGGUUGUUAG
Molecule: messenger RNA, 974 nt
Organism: Neurospora hispaniola
Lineage: Eukaryota; Fungi; Ascomycota; Sordariomycetes; Sordariales; Sordariaceae
Exons: 3
Coding region: 115-687 (190 amino acids)
Biological process (GO): sphingoid catabolic process
Cellular component (GO): endoplasmic reticulum
Source: RefSeq, a predicted model, not a curated record